AACUCUGGAAAAUGUCACUUAUCUAUUGGAAGAUAACUAACAUCACAGAACUCAGAUUCUCCUCCAAUCGUGUCUCCAUGUAGAGUUUCUUGACUCAAUAUUUUCCGGGAAAUUCUUAACUGGGAAACCAUGGUUUCUUCAUCUUUAGGGACUUUGCAACUAAACUCUAGCUUUUCUCUUUUUCUAUCCCCAAAUCAAAGGGUUUACUCAAAUGGGUCCAUGCGUUUUCACAGGAUAUGGAAACCAUCUGCGUGUUUGGGUGCAAAACCCACUUUAAGAGAUGGGAACUUAAAGAUUAAUGGUAAUGAAGUACUGACAAAGGUGCCGGACAAUGUACUUGUAACACCGUGGACUAAUGGUUCGGCGUUUGUGGGUGCGACGUCCAAAGAGACUAGUAGCAGGCAUGUCUUCACGCUUGGAGUUCUUCAGGAUGUCAGACUAUUGUGUUUGUUCCGGUUUAAACUUUGGUGGAUGAUACCACGAGUAGGGAAUUCAGGCAGUGAUGUUCCCAUUGAGACACAGAUGUUGCUCUUAGCAGCCAGACCAGCAGAAGAAUCUGUUCAAGGAUCUACUGGGAAUACAUCCUAUGUAUUAAUUUUACCUGUGUUAGAUGGUGAAUUCAGAACUAGCUUGCAGGGAAACUCCGCCGACGAGCUCGAGUUUUGUGUGGAAAGUGGUGACCCAACUAUAGUUACAUCUCAAUCUCAAAAAGCAGUUUUCGUGAACUAUGGUGGUAAUCCAUUUGAGCUGAUGAAGGAAUCUAUGAAGAUACUAGAGAAGCAUUUGGGAACCUUUGCUCUCCGUGAAUCUAAGAAGAUGCCUGGAAUGUUAGACUGGUUCGGUUGGUGCACCUGGGAUGCUUUCUAUCAAGAAGUUAACCCUCAGGGAAUUAAAGAAGGACUGAAAAGCUUAUCUGAGGGAGGCACUCCAGCGAGAUUUUUAAUUGUAGAUGAUGGGUGGCAAGAUAUAGAUAAUGAGUUCCAAAAGGAUGGUGAACCAAUGGUUGAGGGAUCCCAGUUUGGAGGCAGAUUGGUCAGCGUGAGAGAAAAUAGUAAAUUUCGUACAGAAGGAAAUGAAGCUAGUGAUCUGAAGGGUUUUAUUGCAGACAUUAAACAGAACUUCGGCUUGAAGUAUGUGUAUGUAUGGCAUGCACUGAUGGGUUACUGGGGAGGAGUUCAUCCAGACAUGCCUGAGACUAAGAAAUACAACUCAAAGCUUAUCAAUCCUACUCAAUCACCUGGAAAUUUAGCAAAUAUGAGGGAUUUAUCAAUGGAUUGCAUGGAGAAGUAUGGUGUCGGUGUGAUUGAUCCAGAUAAAAUAUCUGAAUUUUAUGACGACCAGCACAGCUAUCUUGUUUCACAGGAUGUAGAUGGGGUCAAGGUUGAUGUGCAAAACAUACUGGAAACCUUGGCGACUGGUUUAGGAGGUAGAGUUUCUCUCACACGGCACUUCCAGCAAGCGCUUGAGAAAUCAAUAGCUGCAAACUUCCAAGACAACAGCAUAAUUUGCUGCAUGGGUCAGAGUACAGAUUCUGUUUAUCACUCGAAAAGAAGUGCUAUUACUAGAGCAUCUGAUGAUUACUGGCCAAAAGACCCAACAAAACAGACAUUGCACAUUGCUGCUGUAUCUUUUAACAGCAUCUUUCUUGGCGAAGUGGUGGUUCCUGACUGGGAUAUGUUCUAUAGCAAGCAUUAUGCAGCUGAAUUCCAUGCAGUUGCUCGAGCUGUUGGGGGUUGCGGAGUUUAUAUUAGUGAUAAACCUGGGCAGCAUGACUUCACAGUACUUAAGAAACUUGUACUCCCCGAUGGGUCAAUUCUUAGAGCUAAAUACCCAGGGAGACCAACCCGAGAUUGUUUAUUCACUGACCCUGUUAUGGAUGGAAAGAGUCUUCUGAAGAUUUGGAACCUGAAUAAUUACUCUGGAGUUCUGGGCGUAUUCAACUGCCAAGGAGCUGGGACAUGGCCUUGCAUGGAUGAUUCUACCACUGUUCAGAGUGAUACUAGUCAUGAAUUAACAGGGCAGAUCAGUCCCAGUGAUGUCGAGUAUUUUGAAGAAGUUUCUGGGGAUUCAUGUACAAAUUAUAGUGCCGUCUUUUCAUUCAAAACAGGAUCUCUUUCUAGAUUGCGAAGGAAAGGAUUUCUGGAUGUGACGUUGAAGAUCUUGCAAUGCAAUAUUUUUACGAUAUCUCCAAUCAAGGUUUACUCUCAAAAUUUCGAGUUUGCACCCAUUGGGUUAAUAGAUAUGUACAAUUCUGGGGGAGCAAUUGAAACAAUGAAUUUCUUCGGUGAUCCACCAAAUGGUAGAAUUAACAUUAAAGGGAGAGGUUCGGGUCGUUUUGGAGCGUAUGCAAGCGCAAAACCAAAAAUGUGCACUCUAAACUCUGAAGAAGUGGACUUCGAAUACAAAGGUGACGAUAACUUCUUAACAUUAUCAGUUCCUCACGGCAUCAGUCCUUGGGAUAUUGCUAUUUACUUAUGACCGAUUCUUUCUUUACACAUUUGAUAAUAUGUAUAAUACGAAAACAUUAUGUCACAACUCAUAAGCAUAAUAUAUGAAAAAUGCAACUUUAGAUCAAA
Papaver somniferum (opium poppy) is the source of this 2576-nucleotide messenger RNA. Its product is annotated as probable galactinol--sucrose galactosyltransferase 2. The transcript has 14 exons. The coding region runs from base 130 to 2478 and encodes 782 amino acids. NCBI's taxonomy places the organism in Eukaryota, Viridiplantae, Streptophyta, Magnoliopsida, Ranunculales, Papaveraceae. The record is from RefSeq and is a predicted model, not a curated record.